UCUGAAACGGACUUGGGACUGGACUCGUGUAAGCUUUCUUGAGGGUGGUGACAGAGUAGCUGGUGGGAGUGGUUUUGGGGGGGAAGUGGAUGAAACUUGCUUGGUGGUUGGUCACCUUUUUUUUAUUGUUAUUUAUUUUUGAUUGAUCACACCAGUGUUCCUUUCUGUGACUUUGUUCUCUGCCUGUUUUUUCUCCCUUUCCCUGGCCGCACUUUCAUCUCUACCUGCUGAUGUCUGUCUUCUGGCUUGCUCUCUUCCUGUUUGCUUCCAGAAGUCCCUUCACUUCUUACCUAGCCCUCAGGUCGAGAUGUUGCGGAGGCUGCUGGAGAGGCCCUGCACACUGGCCCUGCUUGUGGGCUCCCAACUGGCAGUUAUGAUGUAUCUGUCACUAGGGGGCUUCCGAAGUCUUAGUGCCCUGUUUGGUCGAGAUCCAGGCCCAACAUUCGACUAUUCUCAUCCCCAUGAUGUCUAUAGUAACCUCAGUCACCUGCCUGGAGCCCCUGGAGCUGCAGGGGCUCCUCUAGCUCAAGUUCUGCCUGACUGUCCAGAAAGAUCGCCUUUCUUAGUGGGUCCUGUGUCAGUAUCCUUUAGCCCAGUGCCAUCACUAGCAGAGAUCGUGGAGCGGAAUCCCCGGGUGGAAUCAGGGGGCCGGUACCGUCCUGCAGGAUGUGAGCCUCGCUCCCGAACAGCCAUAAUUGUGCCCCACCGUGCCCGGGAGCACCACCUCCGACUGCUACUCUAUCACCUGCACCCCUUCCUGCAGCGCCAGCAGCUUGCUUAUGGCAUCUAUGUCAUCCACCAGGCUGGAAAUGGAACGUUUAACAGGGCCAAACUGCUGAACGUAGGGGUCAGGGAAGCCCUUCGUGACGAAGAGUGGGACUGCUUGUUCUUACACGAUGUGGACCUCCUUCCAGAAAAUGACCAUAACCUCUAUGUGUGUGACCCCCGGGGACCCCGCCAUGUUGCUGUCGCCAUGAACAAGUUUGGAUACAGCCUUCCGUACCCCCAGUACUUUGGCGGAGUUUCAGCACUCACUCCCGACCAGUACCUGAAGAUGAAUGGCUUCCCCAAUGAAUACUGGGGCUGGGGUGGCGAGGAUGACGACAUUGCUACCAGGGUUCGCCUGGCUGGGAUGAAGAUUUCCCGACCACCCACCUCUGUGGGACACUACAAGAUGGUGAAGCACAGAGGGGAUAAAGGAAAUGAGGAAAACCCCCACAGAUUUGACCUCCUGGUCCGUACCCAGAAUUCUUGGACACAAGAUGGAAUGAACUCACUAACAUACCGACUGCUGGCAAGAGAGCUGGGUCCUCUCUACACCAACAUCACUGCAGACAUUGGGACUGACCCUCGGGGUCCCCGGGCUCCCUCUGGUCCCCGAUACCCACCAGGUUCCUCCCAGGCCUUCCGUCAGGAGAUGCUGCAACGCCGGCCCCCAGCUAGGCCUGGCCCUCUGCCUACUGCCAACCACACAGCUCCCCAUGGUUCACACUGACUCUUCUCUGCCCACUGUAAUCAUGAAACUAAGUGGGAGGGGUCGAGUUCCUCAUACCCUCUGCUCCUCACUGCUUUGAGGGAUGUGAGGGACUUUACUGCUGUGCUAGGGGGCAGGGACCUCUCCUCACUACUAGAUUGGAGCUGGGCUCCUCUAGACCUGGAGGUUCCUCUUUCUAGGGGCCACCUGUCAGGGCUUAUGACUGUGAAUCUUUGAUGUCAUUUUAUGUGACAAAUCCUGGGAGUCCUCUGCCCCUGGGGUUAGGAGCAGGGCUGGACCCCACGUCCCUUCCUCGUCUGUGGACAUUGCUCUUUCAAGAGUGACCUGGCUUCUCCUGGGACCUCUGUGAAUAUUUAUUCUAUUUAUGAUGGUUCCUGAGAAGCUGUCUGGAAGAGGAAACCCCUAGCUAGGCAUUUCCUGCAAGUGCUGGAAUGACUCCUCUGGUCUUGACCUAGGGGGCAGGGGCUGGGAUUUUGAUAUCUUUUCUAAUAAAGGACUUUGUCUCACCUUUGCUUGU
Molecule: messenger RNA, 2012 nt
Organism: Rattus rattus (black rat)
Lineage: Eukaryota; Metazoa; Chordata; Mammalia; Rodentia; Muridae
Gene: B4galt3
Product: beta-1,4-galactosyltransferase 3
Exons: 6
Coding region: 308-1495 (395 amino acids)
Biological process (GO): carbohydrate metabolic process; galactosylceramide biosynthetic process
Molecular function (GO): glycosyltransferase activity
Source: RefSeq, a predicted model, not a curated record